CGAUCCACACCAGACACCACAAGAAUGGCGACCGUUGCAUCAACUCAGACUCUGGUUUCUACGAUCGCCCUUCUCUUGUUGGCCUUCCAAAUGGUCAAUGCAGACUAUUACCGUCAGAGACCACCACCCAGCCCGAGCCCCAAACCCUACAUUCCGAAGAUACCGAGACCGGUCAUUCCGAGCCCAACCCCACAUCCACCCGCAGGCUCGUUGGCUCGUCAGUUCCUUGACCCGCAGAACGCUGUCCGGUCGCGGCUAGGUCUGCAGCCGUUGGUGUGGGACGGGCGGCUGGCCGGGUAUGCGACGUGGUGGGCGAACCAGAGAAGAUACGACUGCAGCCUCACCCACUCGACCGGUCCGUAUGGAGAGAAUCUAUUCUGGGGAAGUGGGUCGGACUGGACACCGGGUCAGGCCGUUCGGACAUGGACCGUUGAGGGACAGUUCUACAGAUACGGAGCCAACUCGUGCGGGGGAGGGCAGAUGUGCGGUCACUACACUCAGAUAGUGUGGAGGGACACAAAGCGUCUGGGAUGCGCACGUGUCGUGUGCGAAGGCGGUCGAGGAGUCUUCAUCACUUGCAACUACGACCCCCCUGGCAACUACAUCGGCGAGAAGCCUUACUGAUUCUCCUCUUUUGUGUUUUUAUGUGUUGAAUUUCGGUUGUUUUAUGUGAAACCUAUUUGUGUUUGGUCAUGAUGAUGAGCUUUAUCCGUUUACUUGAUCCCAUGUUGUUUGUUGGAUCAUGCCCUCGUAUUUUGGAGGCUGUCUAUGUUGCACCACCACAAAUGAGUGGUGUUUCAACUCUUUUUUUUUUUAUUCGUCCAUUAUGAUUUUCCAUUUUCACAA
Messenger RNA from Tarenaya hassleriana, 846 nucleotides. Its product is annotated as pathogenesis-related protein PR-1. The record is from RefSeq and is a predicted model, not a curated record. Lineage: Eukaryota; Viridiplantae; Streptophyta; Magnoliopsida; Brassicales; Cleomaceae. The transcript is spliced from 2 exons. The coding region runs from base 25 to 624 and encodes 199 amino acids. Gene Ontology annotation, cellular component: extracellular region.